Hemibagrus wyckioides is the source of this 3254-nucleotide messenger RNA. RefSeq names its product transforming growth factor, beta 2 (gene tgfb2). Gene Ontology annotation, biological process: SMAD protein signal transduction; BMP signaling pathway; transforming growth factor beta receptor signaling pathway. Lineage: Eukaryota; Metazoa; Chordata; Actinopteri; Siluriformes; Bagridae. The record is from RefSeq and is a predicted model, not a curated record. Gene Ontology annotation, molecular function: type III transforming growth factor beta receptor binding; type II transforming growth factor beta receptor binding; growth factor activity. The transcript is spliced from 7 exons. Bases 939 to 2144 code for a protein of 401 amino acids. Gene Ontology annotation, cellular component: extracellular region.
GUGGAUGGAGGUUUUCUGUCUUUUUGAACCAUGUCAACACGCGCAGAAAUAUGGAUAAUAAGUGGCCGUGUACGCGUAGGUUGGAGUCCAGUCCUCUCGAUCUGAAGGCGAUGACCACAAUCUCGGUGUGAAAGAGCACGAAAGCACGUGGUAAGGUGCGUCCCCUUUAUAAAGCUCCCUUUCUGUCCAGCCAGCCGCCAGGAGAUGGUGCGCGCUGGCACGCGGCACUGGCGUUUUCCACAAGAGGGGAUGGAGAAGCGCGCUAACGCUCUUUCCGUCGCGCCGAAGGGAAAAUAACUUCUUUGCUUCGUUCGUUCCGUUCUUGUCUCUCCGCGUCUUUCUCAGCCUCCGGACGUGUUCGCGCUCGCUGCACUGUUAAGUUUUCUCUCCGUCAGAAUAGAACGCGCGCGCUCGGAUCAAACACAACUCGACAGGCGGUGGAGAUGCGCGGCGGCGCACGAGAGGAUCGUGCCCAGUUUUGAAGCGCAGCGCGUGAGGCGCGCUCACGGUUUACACAGCAGGGUUUUUGGGCGCUUGGAUGCGGUGGAGGUGCGCUGACCCGCAUAUCCUCACGCUAUUCGCUCCUCGCAGAAUUGAACUUCAGAUGGCCGUGACUGUGACUCUUCGGCUUGCGGUGUGAUCAUAUACGCGAGCUGUUCUUCGUUUCCAGGAAUUUUUCAAAGCCAUUUAGCAGCUUCUCGGUGCUGUCACGCCAAAUGGAUAUCCAGACACAAAGAUCUAUGACUAAUGAACCUAGUAUACCUUAAACUUUUCACGUCAAACGUUUAUGUGAAAGUGAUCUGGCGAUAGGCUACAAAAUGCAUUUAUCGUCUCCUUUUCUUUAAUACGUCUGCUUAAUUCAGCAAACACAAACUUUAUUAUAGCUCGAAAACUAUUUUUUGAAAACUGUGGAGGAACACAGCCAUCCUCCCCCGAAAAUGAACCUCUUCGUAGUGAGUCUUCUCCUGAGCCUGGAUCUAGUGGCCGUGGCGCUCGGCUUGUCCACGUGCAGCACCUUAGACAUGGACCAGUUCAUGAAGAAGCGCAUCGAGGCGAUCCGCGGCCAGAUCCUAAGCAAGCUGAAGCUCAGUAAGCCGCCAGAGGAGUUCCCGGAGCCUGAAGACGUGUCCCGGGAUAUCAUCGCCAUCUACAACAGCACCCGCGACCUGCUGCAGGAGAAGGCCAACGAGCGCGCCGCCACCUGUGAGCGCCAGCGGAGCGAGGAGGAGUAUUACGCCAAAGAGGUGCACAAGAUCGACAUGCAGCCCUUCUACCCCUCUGAGAACGUCAUCUCUCCGACCUUCUACAAUCCCUACUUCAGACGGCUCAGGUUUGACGUCAGCUCCAUGGAGAAGAACGCCUCCAACCUGGUGAAGGCCGAGCUGAGGAUUUUCAGGCUGCAGAACCCAAAGGCCCGUGUGUCUGAGCAGCGCAUUGAGCUUUAUCAGAUCCUGGGACAUAAGGACCUCACAUCGCCCACACAGCGCUACAUUGACAGCAAAGUGGUGCGCACUCGUACAGAGGGCGAGUGGCUCUCCUUUGACGUAACCGAAGCGGUCAGCGAAUGGCUACUGCACAGAGACAGAAACAAUGGAUUCAAGAUCAGUCUGCACUGUCCUUGCUGCACAUUUGUGCCAUCAAAUAAUUACAUCAUCCCAAACAAGAGUGAGGAGCUGGAGGCCCGCUUUGCAGGGAUUGAUGAUAGUUUCAGCCGCCGUCACAGUGGCCAGUCUCCACACUUGCUGCUCAUGUUGCUCCCAUCCUACCGCCUGGAGUCCCAGCACAAGAGCCACAGACAAAAACGAGCCCUGGAUGCUGCUUUCUGCUCCAGGAACGUUCAGGACAACUGCUGUCUGCGCUCACUAUACAUUGAUUUCAAGAAGGACCUGGGAUGGAAAUGGAUCCAUGAGCCAAAAGGUUACAAUGCCAACUUCUGUGCUGGAGCGUGUCCUUAUCUCUGGAGUGCAGACACCCAACACACUAAGGUCCUUGGUCUAUAUAACACCAUUAAUCCAGAAGCAUCGGCCUCUCCAUGCUGCGUGUCCCAAGACCUGGAACCUCUUACCAUCCUUUACUUCAUUGGCAAGACCCCCAAAAUUGAGCAGCUUUCCAAUAUGAUUGUAAAGUCCUGCAAAUGCAGCUAGGAACUGGCUAAAGCUGCACACAUGCACGCACACACACACACACACACACACACAGCACAUACACUAUAAAUUUUAAUGCAGUCACGAACUGUCUCAUUCACACAGGUAUAGAAAUUGCUGUGCAGGCCGGGAACAGAAUUGUACAUUUCCUUCAACCAGCAUAUGUAUUUGUUCAAAUUGAGCACACAAAGGCGCACAUGCAGAGUUUGCACUUAAGUGUGCGCAUACAUGUUUGUGUGUGUAUGUGUGCUGGGGGAAAAAAUGGCCCUUUUAGUACAUCUCAUCUCACACACUCAUCACACCAGGACGUGAGUAUGGCAAACACUGGAAGUACAUGAUAAAGUGUCUACAUGUGAAGUAGUAGAAAAGAGAAUCCCUCAUUUCAGCAAACAGUUACAGCAAACCCUGUCUCUUUCUUUUCUUUCUUUACCUAUACAUCCCUCAAAACUGUAGUAACAUUUGUUUUGCGUUAUUUUUAAAGCUGGUUUUGAUUCUUGGAAAUUGUUGAAGACCUCACUUAUUUAAUGUCAACGGGGCCUGUUAGUGACUUUCCUGGCUAAGACAAGACAAGAGGAACGGGAAAGGGAAAGGUGAAGAGAUUUUGUGAUAUGGAAAGACACCAAGGGACUGAAAAUAGUUUAGCUAAAUUCCAUUGCAGAUGAACAAGAGGUGAACAAGCUACUUCCAAAAAACCAAGCAUGUGAGUGACUGUGAGUUUGGAAAGCAGCAGGUGUGAAGUCUGCCUCAUGAUAUGCCCAGAGUUAGGGAUUUGCUAUAAAACGAUGCUUUUUGAACUUGGAAAGUGUAACGUCUGAGACGCUGUGAAUCAUGCAGUUAAACCGAAAAGGUUGCCUUUCUCUUUAUCAUUUGUAAUGCUGAGUGAUCAUGAUUACACACUACAGAACAUAUUAUAUACUACAGAACAUCUGUCAUGAUUACAAAAAAAAAAAAAAACUUUCAUGUACAUGCACUUCCACACAUUCAUCCUAAAAGGCAGGAUUUUUACGAGGCACAAAAGAAACAUAAAAGUGUUUACUUUAGGGACUUAUAAUGAAGGAACUUAAGAGUUCCUAUAAAACCAAUCGUGCUGAUCAGGUACAGUCGUGUCAA